This is a messenger RNA of Laetiporus sulphureus 93-53, 1405 nucleotides long. RefSeq lists its product as uncharacterized. The record is from RefSeq and is a predicted model, not a curated record. Lineage: Eukaryota; Fungi; Basidiomycota; Agaricomycetes; Polyporales; Laetiporaceae. The transcript has 4 exons. Bases 144 to 1226 code for a protein of 360 amino acids.
CUUACUGGUAGCACAGUGACGCGAAAGUACGCGUCACUACAGCCCUCCGGUCAUCCAUUGCACCACCGCGCCGAAGCGCAUUAUCCACUGUCAUCAGCUGCUCAUCGAGUCACAUUUUCGCUCCGAGUCAACCGUCUGCAGCUAUGUACGCGGGAGAGGAUGACAACAAGCAGAUUGUUUCUUCAAAGCGUGUUCCUCCCCCGAAUGAGGUCGAGAACAACGCCAUCGCAAUAAUCGCUUCCAACAAAGCUCAACCGAGGCCGCUAGGGCCAGCGUGUUGUUACGUGAACGACAAGGAGCGUCGUGUCUUACUCCCUCGGUACCUGUAUGCCAAAGACAUCUAUGGUCGAUACCUGCGCGUUCAAAAAGCUGCCACCCGCUGGGAACUCCUGACAAUCGCGGCUACGGAACCGAAUGCCGACUGCAUCUUCGAAUCGACACGUCGUGACGAUGGCAAAUACAACUUCAAAGGGAACAACGGCCAUUAUUUCAACCAUUACUCUUUUUUUAGCGAAGACCCUGACAUUCUCACUUGCGACUCGACGGAUUCGCACGGUGUGCCCAUGAGAGUGGUGCAUGAGUCCGGCGAUCAAGUACUACUGGAGCACAAACAGUGUUGGUCCUCUGCAGACAAGCACACCAGGGGCGGUGUGUGCCUCUACCCGUUCAUCCAAUCGAACUCGCGCUACAACAUCGUCGCGGCGGCCGUACGCAAGACGUCGAUCCUUGACAUCGAGUAUAACAUCGCCAACGCCACCGUCACCAACGUGCCCACGGUCAUUCUCGACACUGUCUUGGAAAACGACACCGACGCGCCCGUGUCUAGGACUGUUCCGUUUUCUUACAACCGGAUGGUCGAGGGCACUUGGAAUGACGACCGAGGCAUCAUGGUCGGGUUGGGCGUGACGUUUGUCAUAGGUGUUCCGUACGUGGAGAACGAGAAGCUGGACAUAGCGGUCAGUCCUGCAACGCAGGCGCAUGUUUGGGCGGGCACGGAAGGUGUCUCGGCAACGGUGGGCGAUGAAAUAACAGUCGUUGUUCCUCCCAGGAAGAAAGGGAUCGUCGAGGUCGUGCUUCGCAAUGCUCGCAUCAAGGUUCCGUUCAAAUACAAGUACAAGUCGGAAUUCCUCGAUGAUCGGAUUCAAUUGGAGGAAAGGACCGGAAUUUACAAGAACGUGGAUAUUUACGGGAUUGAAGUGAAGAUGAGCAAUUGGGAAGACUUAUAGAUGUGACAACAGGAUGUAGAGUGUGGAGGGAAGACGCGCGAGAAUUCUUUGCGUGUAAAUCAGGCAUUCAACUGCCUAGAGUUCUUGUCUAUCAUGAUAUUCGUGUUCUUGUACUCUUCACGUGGUCGUUUGGGCAUUCAACGUUCUAUUGCCGGUGCUUCCUAUUUCCAUCUCGUACA